This is a messenger RNA of Daucus carota subsp. sativus, 2384 nucleotides long. Its product is annotated as root phototropism protein 3. The record is from RefSeq and is a predicted model, not a curated record. The transcript has 5 exons. The coding region runs from base 225 to 2213 and encodes 662 amino acids. Lineage: Eukaryota; Viridiplantae; Streptophyta; Magnoliopsida; Apiales; Apiaceae. Gene Ontology annotation, molecular function: protein binding.
AUGAUAUCUACCUUUUUAUGUUACAGUGGAACUAGUGCUUCAGACACAUCAUAAAAUUGAGAAACAAAAUUAUUAGCCAAAUGCUCCAAAAAUAAUAGCAUGGCCAUUUUGGCUUCACAGCCUGUAAUAAGGCAUGCAAUUAUGUAAGAAACUGACAACUAAAGAUAAUUCCAAGCAAAUACCAUUCUGUAGGAUUUCUGGAGUUUUUUUUUCGGGUUUUCGUGAUGUGGGAUUCAGAGAGUGAAGCAGCUGGAGGGAGAGACUUUGUCACAGGAGAGCUUAACAACACUAAGCAUGGUGUUCAGAAUGAUGGAUUUGAACUAAGAGGCCAGUCUUGGUUUGUUUCAACAGAUGUUCCAACUGAUUUUCUAGUUCAAAUCGGAGAUAUUAGUUUCCACUUGCACAAGUAUCCUCUUCUUUCUAAGAGUGGGAAGCUUAACAGAAUUGUGUACGACUCACGAGAAGGAGAAUUAAACAAGAUAGCCUUGGAUGAUCUUCCAGGAGGGCCAGAGGCUUUUGAGUUGGCAGCAAAGUUCUGUUAUGGAAUUGCUGUUGAUCUAACAGCAACAAACAUAUCGGGGCUAAGAUGUGCGUCAGAAUAUCUUGAAAUGACAGAAGACUUAGAAGAGGGCAAUCUGAUUUUUAAAACAGAAGCGUUUUUAAGUUAUGUAGUGUUGUCAUCAUGGAGAGACUCGAUUCUUGUAUUGAAAAGCUGUGAGAAGCUAUCGCCUUGGGCUGAGAAUCUCCAAAUUGUACGAAGAUGCAGUGAGUCUAUUGCAUGGAAAGCUUGUGCCAAUCCAAAAGGAAUAAGAUGGCAGUAUACAGGGAAGCCUCCAAAGGUUCCUAGCCCGAAUUGGAAUGAAAUGAGGGAUUUAAGUCCAAGUAGAAACCAACAAGUUCCUGCUGAUUGGUGGUUUGAAGAUGUUUCAAUUCUUAGGAUUGAUCAUUUUGUGAGAGUCAUGACUGCAAUCAAAGUAAAGGGCAUGAGGUUUGAACUGAUUGGAGCUUCAUUAACACACUACGCAAUCAAAUGGCUCCCGGGGUUCUUAAAGGAGGGCAGUGGCUCUGAUGGUAGCCUUAGCAGCCACAGUGAUGUUAGUGCAGGUUGGAACGGUGGACUUCAUUUGAUUGUUGCAGGAACAAAAGAACAGCCACAAACAGUUAAGACUAAAGAUCAACAGAUGAUUAUCGAGAGCCUUAUAAGCAUAAUCCCCCCUCAGAAGGACAGUGUAUCUUGCAGUUUCCUUCUCCAUCUAUUGAGAAUGGCAAAUAUGGUGAAAGUGGCUCCUGCUUUGGUUACUGAGUUGGAGAAACGUGUCGGGAUGCAGUUCGAGCAGGCUACAUUGGAAGACCUUCUCAUACCUUCUUACAGUAAAAGUGAGACUAUGUAUGAUAUUGAUCUGGUUCAAAGACUUUUGGAGCAUUUCCUUGUUCAAGAACAGAUUGAAAGUUCUAGUCCGAGUAGGCAGUCGAUGUAUGAAGGAUCCCAGAGGAGUCAUAAUUCGAAUGCCAAGAUGAGAGUAGCAAGGCUAGUGGAUAGUUAUCUUACUGAAGUUUCAAGAGACAGAAAUCUUUCUUUGACAAAAUUUCAAGUGCUAGCAGAGGCUUUGCCUGAGACAGCAAGAAGUUGUGAUGAUGGACUGUAUCGAGCAAUUGACUCUUAUCUAAAGGCACAUCCAACACUGUCAGAGCACGAACGUAAACGCCUCUGUCGUGUGAUGGACUGUCAAAAGCUUUCCAUUGAUGCAUGCAUGCAUGCAGCUCAGAACGAACGACUCCCCUUACGUGUAGUAGUCCAAGUCCUCUUCUCCGAACAAGUGAAAAUCAGCAAUGCACUAGCCAACCAGUCAGUAAAAGACACUGGAGAAUCGCUGUACCAACCGAUGGUAUCAAACAGGAAGACAUUACUUGAAGGAACUCCACAGUCAUUUCAGGAAGGAUGGGCUACCGCGAAAAAGGACAUAAGUACUCUUAAGUUUGAACUCCAGACUGUGAGUGCCAAGUAUCUUCAGCUACAAAAUGACAUGGACAACUUACAAAGACAGUUUGACAAAUUGGUGAAGCCAAAACAAGGAUCAGCAUGGAGCAGUGGAUGGAAAAAACUGAGCAAGAUGACCAAAAUGAGUAAUCUAGAAAACAAUGAUUUGGGGUCUCAGAUAAAUGCAGAACAGACUAAAAAGACUAAUAGAAGGUGGAGGAACUCCAUUUCAUAGUUUCUUUUGAGGGAGAUUGAGUUUUCUACUCUGUUUUUCUUCAUUGCAUUUGCAAGUCAAAUAUUCAUAUGCUUAUGAGAUGUACUAGUAGAGUAGAAUAUGAUUUGGAUCCAAUGUGUUUGUAACUUUGAAAGGGUGAUUUCAGAAGUUGAUUUUUCCGCCAAUUAUUCA